Messenger RNA from Amoebophrya sp. A120, 1544 nucleotides. The record is from the annotation of a GenBank genome assembly. NCBI's taxonomy places the organism in Eukaryota, Dinophyceae, Syndiniales, Amoebophryaceae.
CAAAAUCGACGGAUGAUGAUGAUGAUAGAUGACGAUGAUGAUCAUGAUGAUCAUGAAAGUGCGAUGUUCCUGCAACUAAUCAAAAAACAGUGUGCUGAGGGUAUUAUAGCUUGUCGCGACUCGGAUUUUCAUUUUCUUCAGACUUCAAACCUCAGAAUUCGAAGUAAGUAAAGAACAAUUAGUGACGUUGCGCUGAGAGGUAGGUUUUCGGAUUUUCUGAAAAAACAACGAAAAGAAAGCACGAUGGCGACGGCCGUUCAAUACCGCAAGUGGCUACUCGUGGCCGCACUUUCCUGGGCGUUAUUGGGAUGCUUUCAGGGGUACUCUAUAUUUAUUUCUGCCUCCUUCAUCCUCCGUAUGUGUAUUCGUUAAAUUUCUUCAUGUUGAUACAAUCUCCCUGGCCUCGUCGGGAGUGCACACCGCGACGGGCAGAAUUUUUUCGAUGCCCAAAGGGACAACAAAUGUGCACAGCAACAGGACUUUGAAAAGUUUAAAUUCUCACUAAAGGUUGGCAAUCGACAAGCUUGCGAACAAGCGGAUGGGGAAGGCUGCGUACCACUUGCUGCGGCACUUUUCGGAGCUGCUGAUCGGGUGCGCGCUCGCGUUUCCGUACGCAACGGCUUUGAGCGAAAAGAUGCAGAAGGUGUGUUUCGUUUGCCUGCAGAUCGCCCCGUUGUCGAACUUCUUGUCCUACAUGGUGAUUGCCAUCACUGACUGCCCCAACGAGUUGUUCAAGAACAGUCCGUAUGCGUGGCAAAUACGUCUGGUUCUGGAAACAUUUGAACUCGCUCGUGUCUGUCCCCAAGGGCGGCAUCGCAUGAAAAUUUGUCAUGCGUUGGAGCAAAGGCUCAGAUUUUUUUGGAGCGGGAACUCAGUUGGGUCAUGGUUAUACAAGACAGGUAAAAACUGGAAAGCGGAACGGAACCUUCAUUCAAACUAUGCUGUGGACUGCUGGCUUUGUCGGUCAUGAAGAAUCUGUAUGGCAGAAGAUUCAUAAAUUUUUCCGGGCCCAGACGUAUUUGUACUGCAUAGUCCGGAGUUAGUCAAGGCAGGCACGGGCGCCGGCAACAUUUGGACGACGAUCUCAACUCUGGGACUGACCGUAGUCACCUCGAGCGUCGUCGUCAUCGGGUUGUUGUCGCUGAUUUACGGAAUUGCGAAGGCUGACAGCGACGACGACGUCAGCUCCUCUGGCAGCAAAACCCGCGGGAAGACACCGAUGAAGAAAAAAUUAUAAUAUAACCAGCCCCGGGCUCCUUUUCGCGGAACCGAAAAGCAAAUGCAACCGCAGGGAUUACGUUUCAGAUACAACUAUCGAAAAGCACAAAAGUUUCCAUUUUACACACGACUACCGAUGUGUUACUGUUUCUGUUUCAGCAUCAGACAAGGUGCGCAUGCGUUUUGCACCGGGCUGCACCGCUGCAAGUACAACAGCAAGUUCCAGUAGAGAGAUUGUUGAUAAUAUUCAAAGAAUCGCGUUUUACGUCUACCGAAACAAGAACUACAAGACGACCUGUUUCACCUAUCGCAAUGAGCAUUAAAAG